GAGGAGGGGGGGGGACAAAAAAAACAAUGAAUCACCACAAUCUCCUGUUUAAAAAAAAAAAAAUCUAUUAUGCUGUUCUCGUAUUCAUGAAGUUCAGAAGACAUAUGGGAAAAACAUUAGCCUCUAUAUUCACCAGGGUCCUCCCACCCUUUCCGUCUUGCUCUCUAAUCCGCCCACAUGUACCGUCUGAGGGAGAAAAAAUAGUGCAGGAGGUGACGCUCCUCCGAAGGAACAGAGAGAGAGGGGGGAGGCAGAGGGAGAGGUGUCUACAGGCUGCAUCUUCACUGAAACAUUUGGAAGAGGGGGGAGACAGAGGAAGAGCCUGAAUGGUAGCUACACCCUGCGCCUGGAAGCGUAGAGAACCAGAGAGAGAGCGAGCGAGAGAGAGAGAGAGAGGCGCUGUGACCAGAGCUGCCAGCUUUUUCUUUUUCUUUUCCGUUUUUUGGCAAUAACAAAGAGGUGGGAGAGACAGAACAUAGCAUAAAUAAGAAGGGGGACUUCUGCUUCAUUUCAUCCGAGAGACUCCAUCCCUUUGCCAUCAUCAGCAGCAUGACCAUAAGCUCUAUAAGUAACAUCCGGCAAUAAUAGCAACGGGUAUCAAUGCGAGGUUUCCAGCAACAGAUGCGCGCGAUUUGAUUUUGAUUGGAGAGAGAGAGAGAGAGAGAUAGAGAGAGAGAGAGAAAAAAACCACAACCCUCCCAAAAAAAAAAAAAGAUCAACUGAAUGCCUGCGAGAAACUGGACCCUGAAAUCAAAAGGCAGAGCCAUCAAACAGAGAAAUCUACAUUGUGAUUGAUCUUUUUUUUUUCUAAAGCUUCAUGUGCGUCUCUGCGCGCACUCGAAACGAACCUGAGCCAAAAGCAAACUCCUCCCUCCUCCUCCUCCUCCGCCUCCCUUCGGUUUCUCGCAUCCCCCCCUCCCCUCCCCCCGGUGCUCUAUGCUCAGUUCGGUGUGUGUAUCCUCUUUCAAAGGGCGCAAGGGUGGGAACAAGUCGUCCAACAAAGCAUGUUACAGCGCAGACAUGACUUGUCCGUCGGAAAGCGAGAAAAUCGUGAUAAACUGCGGGGGGGUGCGCCAUGAGACGUACCGGAGCACCCUGAAAACGCUGCCCGGGACCCGCCUGUCGUGGCUCACCGAGCCGGACGCCUUCAGCAACUUCGACUACGACCCCAAAUUGGACGAGUUCUUCUUCGACCGCCACCCGUCCGUCUUCUCCUUCAUCCUCAACUACUACCGCACCGGGAAGUUGCACUGUCCCAACGACGUGUGCGGUCCGCUGUUCGAGGAGGAGCUGGCCUUCUGGGGCAUCGACGAGACGGACGUGGAGGCGUGCUGCUGGAUGAACUACCGGCAGCACCGGGACGCCGAGGAGGCGCUGGACAGCUUCGAGACGCCGGAGCCGGACGCGCCGGACGACGACCCGGCUCUGGGAGGCGCGGACGGGGACCUGAAGAGACUGUGCCUGCAGGAGGACGCGCGCAGAGCGGGCUUUUGGAAGACCUGGCAGCCCAGAAUAUGGGCUCUGUUCGAGGACCCCUACUCCUCCAAAUACGCGCGGUAUGUGGCAUUUAUUUCCCUGUUCUUCAUCCUCAUCUCCAUUUCCACUUUCUGCAUGGAGACGCACGAGGCCUUCAACACCAUCCUAAACAAGACAGAGAACGUGACCAAUGGCAACGUAACCCGUGAGGAGAUAGUGUACGAAGUGGUGACCGACAGCUGGCUGACGUAUGUGGAAGGCGUGUGUGUCAUUUGGUUUACCAUUGAGGUCUUGCUGCGGGUCAUCUUCUGUCCAGACAAGUUGGAGUUCUUCAAAAGUGCCCUCAACAUCAUCGACUUUGUUGCCAUCCUGCCCUUCUACCUGGAGGUCGGCUUGAGCGGUCUGUCCUCCAAAGCUGCCAAGGAUGUCCUGGGGUUCCUGCGUGUCGUCCGAUUUGUCCGUAUCCUCCGAAUCUUCAAGCUCACUCGUCACUUUGUGGGUCUCCGUGUCCUUGGCCACACCCUUCGUGCCAGCACCAACGAAUUCCUCCUGCUCAUCAUCUUCUUGGCGCUUGGUGUUCUCAUCUUUGCUACUAUGAUCUACUAUGCUGAGCGAAUCGGGGCAGACCCGGAGGACCCAACGGCCAGCGCCCAUACAAACUUCAAGAACAUUCCCAUUGGAUUUUGGUGGGCCGUGGUGACAAUGACCACAUUGGGUUACGGUGAUAUGUACCCAGAGACAUGGUCAGGAAUGCUCGUUGGCGCGCUCUGUGCCUUGGCUGGUGUGCUAACCAUCGCUAUGCCCGUACCUGUCAUCGUCAACAACUUCGGCAUGUACUACUCCCUGGCUAUGGCCAAGCAAAAGCUGCCCAAAAAGAAGAACAAGCAUAUCCCUCGAGCACCUCAGCCGGGGUCGCCCAACUACUGCAAGCCAGACGCCCUGGCAAUGGCUACUGCCUCACCGCAAAGGAUCUUGGGAAAUGUCUUAGGUGGAGUGAUGGGGUCCGGAGGCAUAGGAGGCGACUGUCCUCUCGCUCAAGAGGAAAUCAUAGAGAUCAACAGAGAUUCUAAGCAGAACGGAGACGCAGCCUCGGCUGCCUUGGCUAACGAAGACUGCCCCACCAUCGACCAGGUGCUGAGCCCGGACGAGCGGAGCCCCAUCGGGCGGGGCCCCACUCGGGAACGCUACCAGCAGGACCGAGCCUGCUUCCUACUCAACACCAGGGAAUUCCGCGCCACAGAUGGGAAUGUGCGGAAAGAGGCAGCAGCCCUGGCUCCCAGCCCAGACUCCCCUCUGACUGAGGAUUGGUAUAAGAUGGAGGGGUCUCUGUUACAGCAGGACCUCAAUGCAAACUCCACCUCCUCCUGGAUCAAACCGUAGCGCAGAGGCCGCCACUGCAGUGCAAGUGUAACUAAAGUCUGACUCUAGUGUUAAGUUUCUAGCAUUCGCCUUCUCUGUUAUGAGGAGUCAAUAACUGGUAAACAAAAUUGCGGCGGGAGCCACAUGCGCUACAGGCUUGUCACGGAUGGACAGUUGAAAGGAGAUCUUUGAGGUGACGAGGAAGACCAGAGGGUAAUCCUGAAUUUAAAAAAAAUAUAUAUAAAUAUAUAUCACAUGGUCUGCUCCUCACAUUGUUACCAAAGCAGCCUCUUGGAUCGCCAACCACACUUUUUGACAACAGUUCACCUGCCGCCCCCUCCCACCCAGUUCUUUUCCCUUACCCCUGAUUCCUUUUCCUUCAAGCUGACUGAGCAUUGCACUGACACACUUUUGGAGAAAACAGGACUCCUGAUGACACAUUCCAGAUGACAUCUCUCUGACAGUGUUUUAUGAACGCCAUCCUGCUUAUUGACCAAAUCAGCACCGCCUGCCGUGCUGAACCACUGAGCAAGUUUCCAGUCAAGCACUCGUCUAUCACCUGGACUCAACGAACAAUGUAGCAUUUCUGCUAACACACUGUAGCAUCCGUUGGUUGGGGGAAUACCUUGACCUAAAAACCCAUCCGUCCACAGUUAAUGAGAGAGAAAAUUAUGCAUUCAAGGGAUCUUCUAGAUGUCACUCCUGUAUUCCUUACCGGUGAAGAAGAAGGAAGAAAGUCGAUGAGGGAGCACAUGAGAGACAAAGGAUUGGUCUUAUUCAAUGCACAAAUAUGAGACGAAUCACAAAUGCACAGUCUUUAACGGCAUCCCCAGAUAGUCCCUUGCUAAAAGUUUCGCACUUGUAUAGUCUUCCAUUAACUUCUAUUAGACUGAAGUACUGCCCUGCUCAUCAAACAGCACUAACUCUGAAGCCGAACAAUCGAAGCACAUGUAGCAUUGCCUGAAACAAGUCAUAGAAGUCCGUUUUAUGAUCGCCCCCCCCCAAAAAAAAAACAGUCUCCAUCAAUAAAUAGUGGGAAAAGACUGAUCUUUAUCUCUCAUGUACUGAUGUGGGCUUGCACGAAAAAUCUAUGUUGGGUACCAAAGGUCCUUUAGCAUGCACUUGCUGAAUGACCCCCUGUAAUGUACAGUAGGUUAGUAAAGAUGUUUAAAUAUAGGGCGAGGCUUCUUUUCCCUCUCAUGCUAACCAUCGUCAUUUAGUCCUUUAACUGCCAGUAGCUUCCCGUGCCUCACUGCACAUGUAAGAACCGUGCCCGUGUAAGGGUGACGCGGACAUGAGGAGUGAAUAGACUGACCCGGAGGAGUCAAACCCUGUCGGGAGAUCGGCCUACCCUGCCUAAAUUACCACCAAAAUGCAUUCUGCAUUGUUUUCAACGGGACCAAUCUGAUGAAUAUUUCCCCAACACUGCCGAUUAGGCGCGAGACUCCUCUAAUGCAUACUGCCCUGCCUCUCUCUUGUCCCUCUAGCUGCCAACAAGUGCUUCACUGAAGCUCAUGGGUGGAGGGGAGGGGGGGGGGGGAGUCCUUUUAGGCCAAAAAGGAUGUAUUCAGAGAAGCGGACCAAGAGUAGAGCAAGCGUGGACGUGUACAAAGAGAACAAAUCUAUAUUUUGAUAAACAAAUCUAUGAUGCUCCAUGACUUCGGAGAAGGGUUCCUGUCCAGAAAGGCGGGAAAAGAAAAAAAAAAUCAACAUGUUACACAAGAUUGAAAAGAAAAUUUGCAGGUGGAAAAGAUGCAAGAAAAGAAGUAUUCCUUCAUGCUGGGGUGUGCAACAUAAUUUAACCCACAGGCGUUGGGGAAAAAAAAAAAAAGUUUUUUUGAAAGACCUUAAGCAUUGACGGACUCGGAGGUGGAAAAGACAAAGUAUGGACAAUAAGAAUAAUGGGGGAAAAAAUGCAUUUUUGUAACUUUGUUUACCAGCAUGACUACUUUGCAUGACUGUCUUUUCUGCAAGCCCUUAGUUGAAGACAAGGGUGCUAGAGAUACAAAAAAGUAUGUAUAAAAUAAAUUUAAAAAAUGUUAUAUGCAAUUAAUGUUUUAAAAAAAGAGUAUAAUUAAAGAGAAGAGCUAUAUUUUCUUUUGAAAAGUAAAAAAAUGUGAAUAUUGAAACAUGUAUGUUUGCAAAGUACACCCUGAACUAUGUUUUGUUUGAUGAAAUCUCUCUGCUACUACUGCCCUACACUCUCCAUUCCAGUGUUUACGACCUCUGCCAUAUUUUUUAUUUUUUAACGCGUUGAGCAGCAUACUUUCUAAACAUUCAGUCGGCUAACUUUGCCCGUAGCAGUGGCGCAAAGUACUCUAGUUGUUGUCACUCACAGAGUCCAUGAUUCCUCCUUGAAUUAUUUGCACAUCUUCAGUAGCAAAAGCAGCACCCAUAGCGAAACAGCAGCUCUCCAUGUCGCAGUUCCGAAAGCUUGAUUAAUACUCAUAGUUUGCUUGUUUUCUUUGGCAAUAACGCAAGAGUUGUCACGACUGUAGCAGAUAGACGUCUGAGAGUCCUUUGAGUUGCCUUCAAGGCUUCGGUUUCGAAGGGAUUCUUGAGAGCCUCGGAUGCGUCCUUUGCAGAGACAGCAGUCGAGCCCCUCUGCAGAAGAACAGGAAGACCCAAUAAGAUUCUAAAAGAUGCAAUAUGGUAAGGAGUUAAGAGAUUUUAUGUUUGCAUGGAAGUGACUGCCAUUCCAAAGUCAAGAGUGUGGGCUUCAGGACUCAGGUGUGCUGAUAGUGUGCGUGGAUGUCUUUUGCUUUUUUCUUUCGAACAUAAUAAAUCCUAGUAUAUAGAAACAUGAUAAUGUGAACACCUCACAGUGAUGUGUUAAAAAAAAAAAAAGAACAAACAAACAAAAAAAUAAUAAUUAAACGCAUGCAUUGUGACUUGAUAAUCUCUCAAGGGGGAACAGAGUCUUGCCAUUUCCCCUCAGCCUUCUGUCAUUGUUUCUGUCACGAUUCCAGUACGGAUAACUUUAUAAACACUGUGCCGUGUUGUAGAGCAGCAAAGUCUUCCUCGGAGAGGCAACUGAAAACUACUCACACUCACAGUGUCAGCAUGAGUGCGUAGAGGUAGCUCGUCUUCAUUUUUUUUCUCCUUUGUUUUAAAGGUCAGAUCUUGGCGUCUGUCGUUACCGUACGGUCGAGUUCUUGUCAUCCCGCUGGCUAACUCAUCGCAUCACACAACGCAGUCAUGCAAGCACCAAUCAAAGAGACCCAGAGCUUCCAAUAUGAUGUCAGAAAGUGAGACAGAAAGGGUUAAGAAGUAGCGGUGUCCACCUGGGGGAGACUGAUAAUGAUGAAAAUGGGGAAUAGUCGCAGAAAGCCAAAGGCGAUCUGAGUGCUGGGGGGUCUUCCAGAACCUCUUCUUUGAUUUGGAUUUCCUCGUGAGUUUCAGGCCCCGCUGGUCCGGGGUUUAGCUCAGGCAGCUGAAUGGUCCUCCGCCCGUUUCUCGUACAUUUUGGCUGGAGGCUCGCCAGAAUACAGUGUGAUGUUAGACUACGGAGAACGUUCAACAGUUCUGUUGAGUCUGCGCGGGUUUUACAGGGUCGAGAACUUUCUCUAUUUGCAAAAACGUCGUGGGGGGUUACAUAUCUUCUUACAACACACCCAGUUCUUAUUUUGAAAGAUUCUCAGAGCCCGGAUGGCCACAGAGGUUUUUCAGAGGUGGCGUGCACACCGGCAAAAAAAAAAACAACAAAAAAACGUUUGUGCUUCACCCAAUUCUUUGUCAUUUUUUUGGCCAGAUAAUGUUUUUAUUUUCAUGCCACUGUUCUCCAGGGUUAGGUUUGCCAUAUCUUUGAUCUCCACAUUGUGACUGUGUCUGCCAGUGGCAGGCCGAAAAAGAUGUCUUUUUUUUCCCUAAUGCAUAAUACUGCCAUUUGAUUUAGACUCGGUGAACAGGAUGAGUUACAAUGUUGAUUGUGCUAAGUCUGUUUUAUUUUUUUUAGAGGUUUCUAUCUGUUUAAGAACGUAAAAAUCAACCUCAUGCAACCAAAAGACCAGAAAUGCUUUACAGGACAAGUAAAGGCCACCUUGUGUUGGUGGGAUCUGUCCUCUGCAGAUGUGGUCCUUGGACAACAAAUCCUCAACGGCAUCCUGUUUAUUUUACUUACAUGUUUUUUUUUUCCUUUAUAAAAAUGUUUUCAUUGUGUCUUUUUGUUUGAGGACACUGUAUGCAAUCCACACCAUGAAUGCCACUGAUGGACACUUACUGUAUGCUCCCUGAGACGCAGAUGUGCUGCCAUCAGUUCAGAGGUUUUCAGCCACUUAUAUCAUGGCUUUAUAGCUUUCCAUAGAGUUACAUAGCAAUCACAUAUGUCUAAAAAAGAUUAUUUUACAACUGAUAAAAAAUAUAGUUGUUUCAGAGCAAAUUAUAUCAUAUUAUAUAGAGUUUUCUAGUAUAUUAAAUGUUAUUUUAAUUAGAAAAAUAUGACAAAAGUCAAACCACUUUAUAGACAUCUAGUUUAACGCAUCGCACAUCGACAUAGCAUCCCAAAGAUUCAUUUUACAUGCUAUUAUUGUGUAAAACAGACUUAGGUACUGGUCCAUUGUACUGUGGUCUUAAACGGAGCCUGAAUGGGGACAAGAGGUGGUCACUGGAGCGUCAGGUUGUGACUUAUGCCGGAUUUCAUUUUUGAAAUGUUGGGACACGAAGAACAAUUCAUCAAGAACUGUAUAAAGUAUAUUUCAAUGGAAUGUUCAUGAUCUAUCUUUUUAUAUUUUCAAGAGAAAAAAAAAUCAAACAUAUCAAUAAAGCGUCAUAAUUGAACCUAUUUCUACUAUUGAGACUUAAAAUGUAUGAAUGUCAAUGCGAUCUAAUGUGAACCAACCUGCAUUGCAGCUUGAAUGAAUAACUGGACAACAGUCGUGAGAUGCUUUUUCAGAGACAAUGAAAUUGCUUAAAAAUCACUGAGAUCAACCUAAAAUAAAUGAAAAAGUAAUCUCA
Messenger RNA from Fundulus heteroclitus (mummichog), 7788 nucleotides. RefSeq names its product potassium voltage-gated channel, Shaw-related subfamily, member 3b (gene kcnc3b). Lineage: Eukaryota; Metazoa; Chordata; Actinopteri; Cyprinodontiformes; Fundulidae. The coding region runs from base 937 to 2856 and encodes 639 amino acids. Gene Ontology annotation, molecular function: protein binding; delayed rectifier potassium channel activity. Gene Ontology annotation, cellular component: voltage-gated potassium channel complex; neuronal cell body membrane; dendrite membrane. The transcript is spliced from 7 exons. The record is from RefSeq and is a predicted model, not a curated record. Gene Ontology annotation, biological process: protein homooligomerization; potassium ion transmembrane transport.